ACGUCACCAGCUGUGCUCCAGCCGGUCCCUUGACGUCAUCCCUCAGCGCCGGAAGCGAUGAGUUACAGCUAGAGUAACGUGAUCUUGUACAUCUCCGACGUCUGGAGAAUGGUGAUGCGGGUGUGCUGGUUGGUGAGACAGGACAGCCAGCACCAUCGAAUCAGACUUCCACAUUUGGAAGCAGUUGUGAUUGGGCGUGGUCCAGAGACCAAGAUCACUGAUAAGAAAUGUUCUCGACAGCAAGUACAGUUGAAAGCAGAGUGUAACAAGGGAUAUGUCAAGGUAAAGCAGGUAGGAGUCAAUCCCACCAGCAUUGACUCAGUCAUAAUUGGGAAGGACCAAGAGGUGAAGCUGCAGCCUGGACAGGUUCUCCACAUGGUGAAUGAACUUUAUCCAUAUAUUGUAGAGUUUGAGGAAGAGGCAAAGAACCCUGGUCUGGAAACACACAGAAAGAGAAAGAGAUCAGGCAGCAGUGAUUCUAUGGGAAGGGAUGCUGCCCAGGAAGCUGAGCCUAGUACAAGGAUGGAUCCUGGGAGCAACCCUAGCCAAUGCUCGGUGCCCCCAAAGAAGGGAAAAGAUUUACCUGUCAAAAAGGAAUCACUGGGCCACUGGAGUCAAGGCUUGAAGAUUUCUAUGCAGGACCCCAAAUUGCAGGUUUACAAAGAUGAGCAGGUGGUGGUGAUAAAGGAUAAAUACCCGAAGGCCCGUUACCAUUGGCUGGUCUUACCAUGGACCUCCAUUUCCAGUCUGAAGGCCGUGACCAGGGAACACCUUGAACUCCUCAAGCAUAUGCACACUGUGGGGGAAAAGGUGAUUGUAGAUAUUGCUGGGUCCAGCAAACUCCGCUUCCGAUUGGGUUACCACGCCAUUCCGAGUAUGAGCCAUGUACACCUUCAUGUGAUCAGCCAGGAUUUUGACUCUCCUUGCCUUAAAAACAAAAAACAUUGGAAUUCUUUCAAUACAGAAUACUUCCUAGAAUCACAAGCUGUGAUCGAGAUGGUACAAGAGGCUGGUAGAGUGACUGUCCGAGAUGGGAUGCCUGAGCUCUUGAGGCUGCCCCUUCGUUGUCAUGAGUGCCAGCAGAUGCUGCCUUCCAUUCCUCAGCUGAAAGAACAUCUCAGGAAGCACUGGACACAGUGACUCUGCAGAGCCUGAACUGCUGCUGCGAGUGUGGCUGAUUGGAGCAAACUGCUGGCACCUAUUCUGGGUUGCUUGUGAACUUCUACUCACUUCCUAAAUUAAAACUUGCAGCUGUUUCUCAACAUUUUUUCUAUUAUCGAGUGGCCACAAUGUAGAGUGGCUCAAAGUAGUUCAGGAAUUAGGAAUUUGGGUUUGUCGUAGAUGUAUUCUUUGGUGAGGAUGGAUGGGAUAUACCUAACUCACCAUCUUCAGGACCCAUGUCAGGUCUGUCCAGUGGAGCAAAACCAUGUUCACAUUGAUGUAAUGCAUAGUAUGGAAGGCAGUGGGCUGGUUAUAUAUUUCUGUUUCUUAGAUUUAUCCUCUACCUCUGUAGGCAUAGACACCCUUUAAGCAGAGCAGCUAGAGUGGCCUCUUGUUUAUCCUGAAGAUACUGAUGGGUCUUGUUUUCUGUUAGUCUUUUGUAAUAUUCUUUCCCCUUCCUUCAUGGGGAGGCUUAGUUUGUCCAGUCUUUCCAUGCCCUUCUAUCCAGAUCACCUAAAUGCUCCCUUCUCAGGAAUUCUGUCUCAUCAGUUCUUCACUGUGAGCAAAGAAGCCACAUGAGGGUGUGGGGGGUGGAGUUUUCUUCUAAAUCAAGGUUCCUGGCUGGUGAGGAAACACUCAGCCACAUGUUCAUUAUGAUUCAGCUAUGAAGUCGUCUUGGACCUGUUGUCUGAAAAUAAAGUUAAUUUGUUUGAGGCUCUCUCUUAAGUAGGUGAUAACUCGAAGUUCAGCUGACAAUCACAGCAGACAUUCCAAUGCAUGAAAAGGUGGUUGGUGAAUGAGAAAGUUGCACAGAGCCACUACUUUAUUUUUCCCUGAGAACAAGUUUGGGUGAAACA
Molecule: messenger RNA, 2018 nt
Organism: Sapajus apella (tufted capuchin)
Lineage: Eukaryota; Metazoa; Chordata; Mammalia; Primates; Cebidae
Gene: APTX
Product: aprataxin
Exons: 8
Coding region: 109-1140 (343 amino acids)
Biological process (GO): double-strand break repair; single strand break repair
Cellular component (GO): nucleus
Molecular function (GO): DNA 5'-adenosine monophosphate hydrolase activity; single-stranded DNA binding; single-strand break-containing DNA binding
Source: RefSeq, a predicted model, not a curated record